GAGGAAAGGACUGAGGAAGCCUUAUGCAAGGGAAUUUUAUUAUAGUCGAAAGUUGAAAAUUGCCAAAGCUUGCGAGAGGCCCUUGACUAAAAGUCUAAAACAAAGUCUAUAAGAGAGCUUUCAUGGUGGAACUGAGUUUGUAUUGAAGAAACAAUAGGAAGUUGUUGAAACAAUAGACUCCUAACAAUUCAAAGCUUCAAAUAUUUUCUUCUUCUUCUUCUUCUUUUCCCCAAGCCAGAAGUUACAAGUUGGUGAGGUGAAAAGAUCAUGUGCUGAAAUUGAAGUGUGAAUUGACAUACUUCACUGAACCUGAGACAAUUCAGUUACGUUUUUGUCUACAGAUACAACCUUUUUGCCCACCUAUAUAAGCUCCAUUUCCCACAAAUUUGUUACCCAAAAGUCUCAUUUGAAAAUUUUUGAGAGAACCCAUAACUUUAGAGCAAAACCCAAAUCAAUCUCUCUAUCUUCUUGCUCUCACCAUUGCCAAAUUCUUGAGAGGAGAUCAAAUCUAUCACACAAACCAACCUUUUGAGUUUUUGUGUCAAUUCUCUUGGACGCAUUGGAGCCACUACAAAACAGCCGAAGAGACUUGGAGUUUGCAAUUGGAGGCUCAAUUGUAGAUUUCGUGACUAGAGGAGAGAAAGGACUCGAGAAAUCGGUUGCUAGCAGGAGCUUGGAGAUGGAGAACACAAAAAAGCAAGGAAACCUGGCAAACCCUUUGAUUUUGCAGAGUGAGGAGUUAUAUGAGUACAUAUUGGCCACUAGUGUGUACCCACGAGAACCAGAGCCUCUUAAGGAGCUGAGGAAAGCUACUGCAACCCAACCAUUGGCAUACUUUGGUACAUCACCAGAUGCAGGUCAGCUAAUUGCCAUGUUCUUGAAGAUAGUGAAUGCAAAGAAGACAAUUGAAAUUGGGGUUUUUACAGGAUACUCUCUUCUCCUCACGGCCCUUACAAUUCCUGAUGAUGGCAAGAUUACAGCCAUAGAUGUUGAUCGAACAAAAUAUGAGAUAGGAUUGCCAAUUAUACAAAAAGCGGGGGUUGAGCACAAAAUUAACUUUAUCGAGUCACGAGCUUUACCCGUUCUUGAUGAACUGCUACAAGAUCCAAAGAAUGAAGGGAGUUUUGACUUUGCUUUUGUUGAUGCUGACAAAGUUAAUUAUUGGAAUUACCAUGAGAGAAUGACGAAAUUGGUUAAGGUUGGAGGGAUAAUUAUCUAUGAUAACACACUGUGGGGAGGAUAUGUUGUUUUACCUGAAGAGGAUGUUCCAGAAAAGAAAAGAGCUUGGAGGCAGUCUACCAUUGAGUUUAAUAACUCCAUUUCUUCUGACUCACGUGUUGAAAUAUCUCAUGCUUCAGUGGGUGAUGGCGUUCUGAUCUGCAGGCGAAUUUGCUAAGUAUUUCUAGACAACUAGUUGAACUCAUUAAUAAAUCUUUUCAUCUCUACAAGCACGAGUGCUUAUUAUGAAUUUCUUAAGGACCAGACUAUUUCAUAGGAAUGUUUAGGGAAAAUGUGCUCUGGUUUUGUCGGGAGGACAAUUUUUUUUUCUUAAUUGUUUUCGUCCCUUUAAGUUUGCAUGAAUUUUGAUUCUUCUGCUCAA
Molecule: messenger RNA, 1600 nt
Organism: Quercus lobata
Lineage: Eukaryota; Viridiplantae; Streptophyta; Magnoliopsida; Fagales; Fagaceae
Product: probable caffeoyl-CoA O-methyltransferase At4g26220
Exons: 7
Coding region: 680-1396 (238 amino acids)
Molecular function (GO): O-methyltransferase activity; S-adenosylmethionine-dependent methyltransferase activity
Source: RefSeq, a predicted model, not a curated record